AUCAUUUCAAUCUUGAAACAAAAACUUAUUUGACAAUUUUCUUAUGAAAUAAAUUUAGAAGAUUAUUCUUCACAUUAAAACAACUAAAAAUAAAAAUAUCAGAAACCGGAAGCUAGAUUGUCGGUAUAUGUAAAGUGUGUGGAGGAGUGGUUUGCAAAAAAUAAAAAAAAAAUAAACAACAAGAUGAAAAUGGCCACUAACAAUUUGACGACAAUGACAACGAGCCACAAUAACAGCAACGACAUUAAUGAUAAUGAUAAUGACAAUAAUUUCAAUUCGGAAAAUAUAUCCAAAACAAUAACGACAACAUCGACAACAACAACCACAGCAACAACAAUGAUGAUGAUGACAACAAUUUCAUCAAAUAAAUUAUCAAUGGAUCAAAAUAAUGAUGAUAAAGAAUUGAUUGAAAAAUUAUUACGAAUGAUUAAACGUGAAGUGAAACAGAUUAUGGAAGAAGCUGUAACAAGAAAAUUUGUACAUGAAGAUAGUGGAAGUAUUACAUCAUUAUGUGCGGCCGUCGAUGCUUGUCUAUCGCAUGGACUAAAACGACGUGCACUUGGCUUAUUCAAAACAAAUUCAACAACAGCAUUAUUACAAAAAGUAGCAAAAAAUUUUGAUAUCGCUGCAUUGGUAUUGAAAAAAGUUCAAGAAAUUGAAAAUAUUGAUCCAAAUAAACGAUCAUCAUCAAGUAGUGAUAGUUUACAAAGUCGUAAUCGUAUGUCAUUCAAAAUGAAAUCAAAUCAACAACAACAAACAUUAAAUAACAACAACAACAACAAUAAUACGGGAACAAUAUCAUCAAAUAAUAAUAAUAGUAAUAGUGGUGGCAGUGGCAGUGGUGGUGGUGGAAAUCAAUCAUCAUCACCGACAAAAUAUCGUUUUCUUUGGAUAAGAAUUGCAUUAUUUGAAAAAUAUUUAGUAUCAAUUGUUGAUCAUGUUGUUAAGAAUAGUUCAAAAUAUUAUGAACGUGAUGCAUUAGUAUCGGAUCCUGUUGCUGGACAAAUUUUUGCAUCCUUAUUGGUUGGUCCUUGUGCAUUGGAUUAUACCAAGAUAAAAACGCAAGAUCAAUAUUGGACAGAUCCACCAGCCGAUGAAUUAGUACAACGUCAUCGUAUAUCAUCAUCAGUUUGUUUACCAAAUCCAGUAACAAAUAAUUCUGCAGCCACUGGAAUCAAUCAAUCAACACCACCAUCAUCUCGCCGACCAUUAGGUAUGAAUUAUAGAAAAAAUUUCACCUAUACCAAUGGUGUUGGCAAUGAACAAUAUCAUCAUCAUCAUUAUUAUCAUCAUAAUUAUGAUGAACAUCAAUCAGGAUCGCCAAUAUUACGUACAUCAUCAAACAUAUGUUGGUCACCAAAAGAUUAUGUUGAAUCAUUACAUCAAAAUUCUAAAUCAACAUUACUUUAUGGAAAAAAUAAUGUUAUCAUGCAACCGAUCGAUGAUCAAGAACCAAUGCCCGGUUAUCUAUCAUUGCAUCAAGAUUCAAAUGGUCUUAGUAUCAAAUGGACACCGAAUCAAUUGAUUAAUGGUCGAGUUAAUCAGCCAUCAUCGGAUGGAAAUAAUGAUGGUUUUUUUAAUCAUUCAAUGGAUAAAACGAGUGCAUUCUGGAACUAUGCUUUGAAUGUUAACGUGGAAAAUAUUGUCUAUCUUCAUUGUCAUCAACAUAAAUUAAGCUACAGUUCGAUUGUAAUGGUUGGACGUGAUGGUGUAAUGCAUCCACCGAUAAAAUUUCCAAAAGGAGGUCAUCUUUUGGCAUUUUUAUCCUGUCUAGAAAAUGGUCUUGUACCAUAUGGACAAUUAGAUCCACCACUUUGGUCGGAAAAUGGUAAAGGAAAAAUUUUUCCCAAAUUACGACGAAAAUCAGGACAUCAUCAUAAUGGUGAACAACGAAAUGAUCAACAACAAUCAUUAGAUAUGGAAUCGGAUGAUAUUACAGCCGAUUAUGUUUUUCGUGUCAUAUCGAUUAAUGAUAAACCGGAUACAAUUAGUGCAGAAUUAUUCGAACCAAAGUUAACACAAAAACAAUCCGAAUUUUUGCCAAAAAGUUAUGAUGAAAAUCAGCCACACCAACAACAAAAACCUGAAGCAUCGCCAUCAUGUCAACAGAUUGAAAUUGCAGUGAAUGAAACGAAAACUGAAAUCGAACAACAACAACAAAAAUUUGAUAAUAUACAGAAUAUUCAAUUAUUGUGUAAUACAAUGAAAAAACAAAUUAUAUCAAGAGCAUUCUAUGGUUGGCUUGCAUAUUGUCGUCAUCUAAAAACAGUACGAACACAUUUAGCCGAUUUAGUCAAUACGAAAAUAUAUCGUAUUAAUGAACCAACAGAUGCAUCAAAAGGUAUAACAAAAGAUUUAUGGGAAAAUCAUAUGUUCAGUUCCGUUGGUAAAAUAUCGAUGGAUCCAAUGGAAUUUUAUCGGCUAGUUUAUUUUGGCGGUAUUGAACAUUCAAUUCGUUCAAAAGUAUGGUUAUAUCUUCUUGGACAUUAUCAUUUUGAUGAUGACAAUGAAGAGAAAAAUAAACAUGAUAUUGAAAUGCGUGAAAAAUAUGAAAUGAUUAUGUCGGAAUGGUUAGCUGUUGAAGCUAUUGUACGACAACGAGAUAAAGAAAUUGUUGCAGCAAAUCUAGCAAAAUUAUCUUCAGAAAGUCAAAAUGAUAGUACUGAAAUGUCAGUAGAUAAAUCAAUAUAUCAUCAAUCGAACAAAAUGUUCACGAAUGAAGUUUUUGAAGAAAAUGAAGAAUUUGAAAGUCGAAAGUCAUCGAUUCAAAGCAAUUCCGAACAAAAAAAUAUGAAAGAAGCUGAAUGUCCGAUGGUAACCGAUGAUAUUGAUGAUAAUAACAGAGAAAAUGAAAAAAUGAUCAUUGAAACAAAUCAUACAACAAGCAAUUGCCGAAAACCAUUGAUAAGACAUAAUAAAAUUAGUGAAUCAGUGACAAGUGCAAGCAGUAUUACUAGCAUUCAUCAUCAGAAUAUUAUCAUCACAAAUCCAUCGGUUGAUCGUAUUAUACCACCGAAUUCAUUGGAAUCAUUAAAUCAUUAUAAAUCGAAUGGCAACGAAGAAGAUGAAUCAACCAGAUUACCUAUCAAUUCAAUGGAAUCUGGAGGUGCUGUUAGUAGUGGCGGUGGUGGUGGUGGUGCUGGAUCACAAUGUGUAUCGCCAGCAUCAUCGAAUGGAGGCCUUUAUUCGAAUGAACUUCUUGAUCUUUUUUCACUUAACUUACAUCGUAUUGAUAAAGAUGUACAACGAUGUGAUCGUAAUUUUUGGUAUUUUACAAAAGAAAAUUUGGAAAAAUUACGAAAUAUUAUGUGUACAUAUGUUUGGGAACAUCUUGACAUUGGUUAUGUACAAGGAAUGUGUGAUCUAGUUGCACCAUUAUUAGUCAUAUUUGAUGAUGAGGUAUACACAUAUAGCUGUUUCUGUAAGCUAAUGAUACGAAUGACUUCCAAUUUUCCACACGGUGGUGCUAUGGAUACACAUUUUGCUAAUAUGCGAUCAUUAAUACAGAUUCUUGAUUCAGAUAUUUUUGAAUUGAUGCAUCAAAAUGGUGAUUACACACAUUUUUAUUUCUGUUAUCGUUGGUUUCUAUUGGAUUUUAAGCGAGAACUGAUUUAUGCUGAUGUAUUUUCUGUUUGGGAAACCAUAUGGGCUGCCAAACAUGUUUCAUCAUCAUCAUUUGUUUUAUUUAUUGCAUUAGCAUUGGUCGAAUAUUAUCGUGAUAUAAUAUUGGAAAAUAAUAUGGAUUUUACUGAUAUUAUUAAAUUUUUCAAUGAAAUGGCCGAAAGACAUGAUGCAAAAGCUGUAUUGAAUAUUGCCCGUGACCUGGUACAUCAAAUUCAAACAUUAAUGGAAAAUGAUAAAUAAAAAUUGAAUCAAUUUUUAAAAUUGUGAUUCAUCAUCAUCAUCA
This is a messenger RNA of Dermatophagoides pteronyssinus (European house dust mite), 3907 nucleotides long. RefSeq names its product small G protein signaling modulator 2-like. The record is from RefSeq and is a predicted model, not a curated record. Gene Ontology annotation, biological process: activation of GTPase activity. Gene Ontology annotation, molecular function: GTPase activator activity. NCBI's taxonomy places the organism in Eukaryota, Metazoa, Arthropoda, Arachnida, Sarcoptiformes, Pyroglyphidae.